GAUGCCACUGUUUUGUUUGUAGGCACAUCUCCCUGCCUUUUCCCCUUUUUUCCCUUCCUCAUCUUCUGGGACAUGAGUGCAUGGGUCCCCUUGCCCCAUUAGUCACAGAACUGGGCUGAACUGGCCCCAAACCAGUGACGAGCUGUCACUCAAUCUCCUGGAUGGUUCUGCUGUUUGAGCAGGGCCAGCUGCACACUGCUAACCCCUCUGCUUCUGCAGAACCCAUCAGAAGUGCUCAGUGAGCACCUGUUGGGUUGUGCUCCGUGUCCAAUGCUGAACCACUGGGGUGGAGUCACUCCCAUAUAUCAGACAUGGAGACAUCCAUCAGUGCUGACCAUAGAGAGUCUGAAUAGUACAGGUUCUCUUUCCAGGAGGUGUAUGGUCUAAUGGGGGGAGGAAAAUGGAGUUCUGUGAAUAGAAAGAUUGCAUGCAGGGCUUCGGUAUCCAGCUAUUGUUAAGAUGUAUUUGAGAGCUGGGAACCCCAUGGCUAACGGUGAGCUGGAACAAAUCAAGGACAGGAGGAUGGACACGCUCCACAGAGAGCAGGGUUCGCUCUGUGCUAACAGCAAGCCAAGAGGGACACCGUGCUGGGGUGCAGAAAGACCCAAAGGAACAGAGCUGAGCAGAGCAGAUCAGUCAGAUGGCUGUGGGGUGGUGUCUCAGGCCUGUCUUCUGCAAGAACACAGUUGGAAUUCCUUUAUUUUAGGAACAGCCUCUCCAGAGCAAUAAGCAGCUUGGUAAUGGAGACAUCCUAGAGCCCAAAGAGAGGACCUGUGGCAUUUAAAAGAAAAAUGAGCCAAAGGACUGCUGGUGUGUGGAGUGCAGUGAGUUGGGAGUCAUGUGCUGGUCAUCUGCUUGCCUCAGCGUUGGAGGGAAAUAAGAAGUAUGGUUGGGAUAAUCAGAAGCAUGGAGGAAUCUCCUUUGAAGAAAGAUGAAAGUGAAUGGGGUGUGAUAAAGCUGAGUAAGAGGUAAUUUCACAGACGUGUAUCAAAGGAGGAGUAUGCUAGACAAAGCUGAGCAAUAAUCGCCGUUCUUCCUAACCCCCAGCAUGUCUCCCCAUGACAUGAACAAGAGGGGAGGCAGAUCCUAUGAAAAGAUUAUCGUCAUCAUCUUAACUUAUACUGUGUUUUACUGUGGGAAUCAUCAUCCCAGGAAUUAAUUUAAUUUCAACAGUUUGGAAAGUGAAUCGACGCGUAUAAUUAUCGAGCGCUACCGUCAGCUAUGACAACAAUUCGGGAAAGGGAAUUAAACCUAGUGAUUCAGAGCUUAAAUUAAUCCUCAGGUUCUGAAAGGUCAAUGAACCAAGGUGUUUAUGAGGCCAGUUUGCUGCUCUCUGCUCCCUGCAGGGGCUGUGGGGCCUUGGAAUGGUGGUGAACAGCAGGGCUCGUAUGGCUGGGCACCUCUGUGCUCUUGUUGGAGAGCAGCAGUCCCCUCCCAGCACAAACCAGCACAGCUCCUGUCCCUUUCAUUGCUUCACUCUCCUCGUGGGACGGCUCUGGCCUCCAUCCCACAGCUCCCAUCUCUGCUCCCUUCCCAUGACUUCUUCCCAACUGGUUCCUAUCUAAUGGCUGAGCGCUUCUUGCUCAUUUUUAGCCAUGUUGAUGGCACCGUCAGUAGAAACGUGCUGUGCUAGAAAGAUGCCUUCUGCUGCUUUGUAAAUAUUUGUAUGGAGAGCAUACCUCCUCGUGGAGGGCUGCGUAAAGCAGUCGUGGUUCCAUAAACACAGCAGACCUCUUGAGCACACGUCAUGGCCAUGGGGGCAGAGCCUGCAGGUCAGGAGAGCCAUCAGAGCAUGGGAUCUGGGUGGGUUGCUGGUGCUGCUGGUGGUUCACAUGGAGAGGGAAUGCCAGGACAGUAAGUCCAAGUGCUGGACUCCAUGUUUAAGCUGUUGCUUGCAGGGAUUUCUCUGCUUCAUUGCGUCAUUCACACCACAUUCUGCUCUUGUUAAAGAUGGAAUAUUAGUCUGGAUUGUUGUGUGGUCCUACAUCCCUUUCUCUUUCCUCACUGUGGCUUUUUGAUUGCUUCGUAAAUCCCACGUGCUGCGCUGCGCAGGGCGUGCGAUCCUCACUGCAGUGUCCAGAAAGCAGCCUGUGAGCUGCAUUCCUUUCUCCUUAUCUCCUGCUCCAGCACUUAAGAUGUGACUCCAGCCUGGGUUGUGAGCUGUGAGUGCACAGGAAGAGCUCCCAGGCAGCGAGGGCUGUAAACAACACAGCUAAAGGACUCCCUGCUCUCUAGGCGGACUGCAGGGAGGAUGCUCUUUGCAUUACGCAUGAGAGGUAUUUACUAAUAAACGUCAGCAUUUGGGACCUGGACCACCUUUCUCCUGGUUGCUGAGAUGCAAAUAGUGCUGCCAAUAUGAGACUGAAUGAACACAUCGUGCCAACAGCACAGGAAAAGAAAGGGAAAGUUUCAAAAUGUAUCGGGAACAUUGCUCACAGGCUGACUUCAUCCAAACUGUGGAAAAAACCUCAAACCACCAAGAAGCUCUUACUGGUCUGAGUCAGGCACCCUGCGUUCUUAGCAAGCAAGCUGACUGAUGGAGGUAAAAGUUGAGGAGCUGGGAGCUCAAAUGUCUUUGCUCAGGGUUGCUGCAAAAGGGCUGCCCAGUGCCUUGCUCUGAGAAAUGAGAUGAGCAUCGGUGAUAAAGAGAUUUAGAAAACAUGACCUAUGGGGAGAGGUGGGAGGGAUUAGUGCUGUUUAGUCUAGGAGGGAUGGAGGGGGCAAAGAACUCAGGGCUUUGAAAAUGAGGUCUGCAUUUUGGAGAGCGUCAUGGGGAGGCAAAGUGUGCCCCAAUUCCUCUUCCUUUGUCAUGCAGUGUGUGGAGGCAGGACUGUGCAGAACCCUUCACCUUUGAUCUUGCUCAAGAGAAUCCCACCAGGGCAACUGUAGUUACUUCAUAUGUUUGCAAAUGCUUGCUUCGAGUCUAGGAAAUGCUUCCCGAUUUCGGAAUGUUUGGCAGUAGGACUUAUUUCUCUUCCCCCCCCCUCCACCCCCCACCCCAGCCUGGCUGGGAAAGCCCCUCUUUUUGGUCAGUGACAUAAGUGGUGUUUGCCUGUUGUUUAUUGGCAUCUGGUUCAGGGGAAGAAACACGAUGCAAGUUGCUGCAGUGGGAUGAAGUGAGAGAUGCUGGCUUCCCACACACCUAGCCCUGUCCCCAGCUCCCACCACGGCCCCGUGGCAGCUGCAGGUGCAGGUCUGUCUGGAGCCUGUUUGGACUGCUGGGUGGAAUGGAGUGGAGCAGAGCAUCCCUCCCAGCUGGGCUGCAUCUCUGCAGCCUCGCCAAGGAAUUCUUCCCUUUAAGAGACAGCUCAGGCAUGAAUCCAUGUGAGGCUCAGAACAAGAAAAUCUGAUCUGCCUCCCACAUGCUCAUGGCUGCUUUUCCAGCAGCCCUUCCUCGCUGUCCCACAAGCAGGGGACAGUGACUGCCCCGCAGUCAUGGUGGCUGGGAGCAGGGCAGCAGCCUGGCAAGGGAUAGAGCUGGGGCUGGCCAAGGAACAGCAGCAUCCUCUGCUCCUGCUGUGUCCCAGACCAGGAGAUGCUGCAACCCUUCCCCAGGCCUCUCUGCUGCUGCCAGCAUCUGGUCUUUGGGAGAGACCCAUUGAGAGGCCUCAGACACGAGGAAUGUGCGUAGCUCCUGCCAGUACAGCUGCAGGGAAGAUGCUUUGCAGUGCAACACAGACAAAAUCUCCUGGAGUUUGAAGAAUUUGGAGCUUGCCUGUUUGUUUUAGGCUUUGAGGCGCUUUGCCAUAUCUUCUCCCGUGCUUCGUGCUGCAGUGAAGACCCCAGGAGCUGGGGAACAGGGAGCUGUGUGUGAAGCAAGGGGAUUUCACCCUCGUGGAGUACGGGGUGCAUCAUGAGUAGGGCUAAUCCCCCUCUUCCUGAUGUGACCUUUCGUGCAGGCUGGUGGAAAGGUGGAGCACCUUUCUCUUUAAUUAAGGAAUAUCUAAGCUGACUCAUGCCUUUACUUGAAGCUGUGGUUGCAUUGGAGCAGGAGCAAUCUCCCGUGGGCCGCCGGAUUUCCCAGGGCUGGGCACAGCAAAGGGCAAGUGAUGGCUGGAGCAGGGCAUGCCUGCAAGCUGUGUGAUGGGAGAGGCGGGAGACAGUGGGGAAGGAGGGCACUGAGUGGGCUGGAGUAUAGCUGGGGGCCAUCUGCAGCCAUGGGAUGAGCUGCAGCCUAAGGGAAAACAAAAUCCUCCCCUACCAGGCAGCAAAAUGGGGAAUUGUCCAUUUGGGCAAUGGGAAAUGCCCUCUACAGUCCCAGCCGUGCCACCGUGACACACACAUCCAUACCCCAGUGGGAAGGAUUUCUGACACAAGCAGCCCUCUCACUUUUAGGUGCCACCAGGAAAUGACCCAGCACAGCAGUGCUGGAAAAACACAGUUAUAAUGCUGUGGUAUAACUCAGCUGCUCAAAUAAACAGUUCCCUGUGUGGGAAAUGAGAGCAGCUUUUAUCCCUUCUAAAGAACCUAAAGAAGGGUUGUUAUUAGAGGCUUCUAUUUUUAAGCACUUCUCUCAGGCACUUCCCGUGAAUUUUUCUUUCCUUCUUCCUGCUCCUUGUUCCUCCUCCAACAAAACCCUCCACCCUUUUCCCACAGCUCCUGGGGUCAUUCUGACCUGACUGGUACAUCUUCAACCCUUUCAGAUCCCAACCCUGACUGCUGUUAACCAUUCACCCGCAGAACGCAGUGCUUUCCACCAGCAUCACUGGCACUGGGCAGGUCCUUGGGCUGCAACCUCGUGUGCUCAAGGCUUUGUGGCACAGCUGCGUUAUGUUGCCUUCAGGACCUGCUCUUGUUCAGGCAACAGCUCCAUCCUAGCAGGAUGUGCUCCGUGUAGGAGGAUCAGCAGCCGCCUUCCGCCCCAAUUAAUGGGGCAGCUGAACACGGUCCUGGCAGCUGCACUGCCGCGGGCCAGGAGGUGCCGCCCUGCCAUGGACGUGUCCAACAUCACGAGGGCCCUCAACGUGAGGCACCCCAGCAGCACCACAUCCGCCCUCUGAGCUGCUCUGCCCCUCAUUCCCAUCCAUGUGGGUGCCGUGCCCGUCCCUCUGCAGGGCUGUACACCCAGCACAUCCGAUGCACAUGGGGCUGGGGCUGCUCCUAGGCUCACAUCUGGACAACCCAUAGUUCUCCAUCUCCCCGUUUGCUGCUGGAGCAAACAGGAGGAGUCCUGGUUUGUCAGCAGGUGGUACUGAGCUUGUACGUAUUCCUGCUGCUCUGCAAGGUGUGCUGAUCCCUGGGGAGGUGCAGAGGCAGAUACAGAGAGAAGGCUGCUGGUGUCUGCUCUGUCUAGGGGGUGCCACCACUGUCACAUUGCUGUCCUUGUGCAGCAGGACCCGAGCAUGAUCCUGGGCUGUAGCAUUCCUGCUUACUGCUCUGGUUUCUCUCGGAGCAAAGUGUGCUCAUUUGGCAGUUAAAAAGCACUGCAGAACAAAGUCAGUCUUACAGGUAGCAAUGCUUUGAUGGAUUCUUUUGCAAGAAGCAAACCAUCCUAUUCUGCUCAUGGGUUUAUUUUGUGGCUGGAAACAACUAUUUUAGUCCAAACCAGAAAGAACUACUCACAUACCCAGAACAUUCAUUUUCCAGUCGAUCUCUGAACGUAUCCAUUUGCUUGAAAUAGACCUUUUUGUGUGUGUAAAGGAACCGAGUCCCCAGUCCAGCCCUUGUAAGCUCAGAGAGCUCCCUGCCAGCGCUGGGGCCGCGCAAGGGAAGGAGGAGUUAAAGGUUUGCAAUGCAGGAGCAGCCAAGCUCCGACCCUCCUUGCAGGCUUAGAUCCUCUCACUCUUCUCUUCUGAUGGCUGGGAAAACCAGCUCCAAAUUCAGAUGCCCCUUUCUAGGCUAGGAUCAGCCUGCACCCGGCUCCCCUGAUUCGCGUUUUGGGAGAAAAGCAAGCGGAGCCGCCCCAGGGACGGGUUGGGCCAAAGCAGGAGCUCCCACAAUGAUGGGGAACACCGUGUUCCUGUCAUUCACCUUCUACAGCACGAUCCUGAUUCUAAAGAUGUAUGUUGUUGCCAUCAUCACGGGACAAGUGAGGCUCAGGAAGAAGGCGUUUGCUAACCCAGAGGAUGCGCUGCGCAAUGGAGGGCUGCAGUACUACCGUGAGGACCCCGAUGUGGAGCGCUGCCGCAGGGCGCAUCGCAACGACAUGGAGAACAUCUUCCCCUUCCUCUUCCUCGGAGCUGUGUACUCUCUGCUGGAGCCCAGUCCUGCAGUGGCCAGGAUCCAUUUCUUCAUCUUCUGUGCAGGACGCAUCAUGCACACCGUGGCCUACCUGCUGAAGCUGAAGGCUCCCACACGAUCCGUGGCAUACAGUGUGGCACAGCUGCCCUGCUUCUCCAUGGCCCUGCAGAUCCUCCUGGCAGCUGCCCCAUAUUGGUAGCACCCAACCGAGCAGAGCACCCAACCCGCCCCAUUCUGCUCACUUCAGCUGUGCCAGUACUGAGAUGUUCCUGGUGGGGAUGUGUGUGGGUGCUGCAGGGACGUGUGGGGUGGCCUUGGUAAGGUCCCUGAGCCUGCUGUUGAAUUUGGGGCAGGGGGAGCAGGCAGGGGAUGCUGAGCAGCUUUCCCUCGUUCCUGUCCUCGAGGAAGGGGUGUCAUCGGAGGAGGAGACAUUUUCUGCAUCAGUGACCCAGCGUGGGAUGGGGAAUGCUGCCCUUGAUCAGCAGCACCGAAUCAGGAGGGAGAAGCCACCAUGGUCCCACAGCUCUGCGAGAACUCUUGGUUGGUGGAUGUGGGUGUUUGCAGAGAGGGAGAAAAGCUUUCGAUCUGGUCCCAGCCUCAGCACGGGAUGCAGCAAGGAGCAGAAAUCACUGCCCUGCAGCAGAGCUGUGUGCCUGCAGCCAUGUGCUGCUGCUGCCUGGAAAUGCUCUUAGAGGCGCUUUCAGUGUGCACCCCAAGCUGUGCCCUGGGAGGAGGGCUCUGCUGUUCUUCUGUGCUGCGUGAGGAUGGCCAACCCUGCUGUGCCACACAGCUGUCCUUAGGGCAGCCCCAUGGAGGGCAGGGCAGGAGGAAGGCUCUGAGGACAAUGCAGAGCUUUGCUAAGAUUGCAGUGAGAAAGCAGAAUGAGCAGAAAAUAAAAUCCCUUUCCACCUGUCUUAAGCACUAAAGCUCUUCCCUUUGCUGUGCUCUCCUUUGGGAUCCUCUCACCAAGAGUAUCAAUGGGAAGAAGGGCAGCUUGGGCAGAUGCUCAGAGCUUCACCCAGCUCACGGAGGGCUCCCAGCCCAGCAGUGGCCAUGGCCUUGGGCUGAGUUCUUUGGGAGGUUUGGAGCACAGAAGUCUGCUCUCCUGGGUGCAGAAGGAGGGCUGCAGGUCCCACAGUUUGCUUUUGGCCACCUCUUGCUCACACAGCCCCAGCUCAGCAGAUGUCUGCAUAAUACCCCUUUCAGCGAGCCCAUGCUGCCUCACACGGUGCACAAGGUCUCCAAACCCCUGCACGUUUCUCUGCUGCUGCAUAUGCAUCCUGGUGGCAGGAAGCAAGUAUUCCCAAUAAAAACAAAUCAUUGUGCUCUGCUACAUCCUUCCUUCGAGAGCUGCCGAUGCAGCUGGGCAGCAGCUGGGGCCGGGUCCAGCUGCAGGGAGUGCUGAGCCCGCAGGGCCAGGAGCGUCCUGCGGCUCCUGGAGAGCUGAGCACCCUUCCCCCAGCCCACCUGCAGCUCUUGGCAUUAUCAGGGCCAAUCCUUUAAAUACAGAGAAGCUGGGGCUUGUAGUGCAGUCAUGCUUGGUUCUCCUGCCUCAAGCAGCUCAAAGUUUGGUAUGCACCCAGAUCUCCUCCAAGCAGGUUUUUGCUAUAAGAUGCUUUUUCCAAGCAAGCUCUCUCUGUGCCUUGCCUGCAUUUCUUCCCAAAGGAGAAGCUUAAAUCCUGGAGGGCUGGAGCUGUUCAGUUAAGGUGUGGUUGCUCUCCUUUCUGUGCUUACAGCUUCCAAAGGAGCUGCCUAUGUUUCUCAUGCUCAGCAGUCCCUUCCUUCUUUAGGAAGCCAACACCUCGCUUCCUUGGUUUCCUCCUAUUUUCUUCAACUGUUGGUAUCUGGGAGGUGCUGCCCUUCUGUUUCUGCAUCUGAAUUAACGGCUGAGAUGGACAAAAUGGUCCCACGUGACAGAUUUUUCUUUCCCUCACUACUACUUGUUUUCCAGUAAGAAAGGCGGUGUCUUUAUAAGAUGGACUCCAUCCAGUACAUGCUGCUGUGUGCAGGGACGUAGCUGUAGGGACUGGGGCUUUGGGGUGGGAAGGAAACUCUAAGAGCCCCCCUCUAACCCCUAUCCAAUGCCUGGGGGUGAUGCCCUGCUCAGGGUAGCUGAGGUUAUGUGCAGAGCUCUGCUUGCUUCUUUCUUUAUUAAAAAA
Messenger RNA from Phasianus colchicus (ring-necked pheasant), 8339 nucleotides. It is a transcript of the gene PTGES, whose product is annotated as prostaglandin E synthase. Gene Ontology annotation, biological process: prostaglandin biosynthetic process. The record is from RefSeq and is a predicted model, not a curated record. Gene Ontology annotation, cellular component: membrane. Lineage: Eukaryota; Metazoa; Chordata; Aves; Galliformes; Phasianidae. Gene Ontology annotation, molecular function: prostaglandin-E synthase activity.